AUAUAAAUAUUAUACGUUAAAGUGAUGCUUAUAGUGGGUUUUCGAGAAUUUCUACUUUUUCGUCAUGAAAGCUUUGUAUUUUAGAUAACUCUUAAUGUUGUCAUACUUUUAUCAAUGCACCUUACUCUGUUUUUCAUGAUAUUUCUCAAACCUUUACUACCUUUACUACUUUUUAAUAUAGUCACCAUUCUUCUUAAAAUGUUCAUUUGUCGAAAUACUUUCGGUUGAGCUGUAAGACAGUAAAAUUUAAAUACUUGAUAACCCAAUAUAAAAAUUACUAUAAUAUACAUAUGGAAAUGCCUGAAUCGGCGCUACACCUGCUGCAGAUAAUGUGAUCCAGCUCGACCUGAGUCGUAAAUAUUCCUUUUCUAUAGUUUGUAAACUAAACAAUAAAUAUUGCGACCAUGCGUCUGUAGGCGAAUCAUAGUAUAGGACGUGAUGAAUAUUCCAGUGUUCCGCGACCCUUGAGCGACGGCUUACUAUAAAAAUCGCUCGCGUCCUAAUAUGCAUCAAUCGAGAGUUUCUCAAGUCGCGUGUUUGAUAGCAAGCUUAUAAGAAUAUAUUACGAAAAUUUUCUAGAAUACUGUGAAUGCGCGGUCAACUUUUUCCAUUUUUUCUUUUUUCGAUAACUUUGUACGAUUUUCAAUGGAUGUAUCUAAUACGGUAAGGAAUCACGGAAAAAGGAAGUGCGACCAUGAACUUAGCUUCAAAACAAUCAGAUUUUUCUCGUCUUUGUCGUUCUGUAUAUUAUCUCUGUUUUCUAUAUUCUCGAUCAUGCUUAUCUUUGUUUUUUUUUUAUUUAUAAAACACUGAGCUUAUGUGACUAGCGUACACGAUUUUGUUACGCUUGCUCAUUAAAUUGUACAUUCUCCAAUUGUAAAUAACUAGUUUAUUUCGUGAUAAUAUGUAAAUGUGUGUGAAAUGGGUGCUUAUAUUUGGUUUAAUGUUAUUGAGUUGUCACAGAAACUCGCGUAGUAAUAGUUAGCAAUGAGGGAGGCAUUUAUACACACGCGAAGCUGUUUGUGUUUUUAUUAUUCCGUUGAAAGAUGAACGUGUUAUUCAAGCUCUAAUGUAUAAAAUACUACUAUUUAUCAUCCAGGGAUUUUCAAUCCGAUUAUAUUGUUUUCUUCUUUUUUUUUUUGUUGCAACUAUUUAAUAGUCCUGUUGCGUUAUUACCACAAUUAUUGUCACUUGGAUGGGAUUUCUCAGGGUUCGUAAGCAAUUAGAUGAAAGUAUAUCUGUAUAGAGAUUUUAAAACGUUAUAUUGCUCGAUUAAGAAAAAAAAAUGUUGAAAGAUAUGAUGACGAAGUACAAGAGUUGGAACAGAGCGGAAAGAGCGUUUGAAAGAUAGAAUCAGUGUACCCGUGUUUAUCUAUUGAUUUAUUUACAUAUUUACGUAUGCACACAAUUUUAUGUUAAUUUAUUCAUGUUGUCUUAUGCGAGAGAGCAGUUGUUUUUAAUUUUUAAAUCAACUUUUAUUUAUGUUCUCAAGUUCUCUUCAAUUAAACGAGCAACUUGACUGUACGUGGUGGUGUAUGCAUUUGCGACUAGAAAAUUCGAUUUUGGAUUAACAAUCUUAUCAAAUUUUUCGCGCUGUCUCACUGUGAAGCAGACGCUACAUUACUCGGUAACGAUUAGUCAAACGCCUUUUCAGCGAAAUUCUAACAAAAAAAUAUACAAGCGUACCUAACUUCGUUUAAUAUACAUACUUAAAAGAUGCGUUAUUAUAUGAGGGAGAGCCCCAACGUGUUGUUUAAACAGAAUAAAAAAUUGUUCAGCAUGUUUGAUGAGAGUGCUAAACGUGAAUCUAUUAAGAAUCUUGAAAAGAAUCAUAAGAGAUGUGUACAGACCCAUAUUCUAUUGCUACUUAUAUGAGGUCAGCAAGUACUGCGAAUUGACAAAACUUUGAAAAACAAAAGCUAAAACAAGUAAAUAAUUGGUGGGUUUACAAUAACUUUCGCAAGCACGCUACAUCGCCUUUUUUAUACGUACAUUAUACAUUUAAAUUGAUAAGUAUUUAGAGAAAGGGGGUGGAAAAAAUAAAGGAAAGGCAAAAAAAUAUAAACAUACAUGCAUAUUCACCUCACACUAUUCCCAAAUGAUGAGAAAGAUAGAGAGGGAGAGAAAAGCGCUUGUCGCUUGUUUCUUCAUGUGUCAAGCCUCGUAUAUGUUUAUUCUCACUGUUUUCCUCAAUUAUGUCUGUUCCAGAUCAAGUCUGAUUUGUCAAUAAAGAUUAACAACCAAAUCAAUGGGAAACCACAAAAAGCUCCAAAAGCUUUAUAGUCAUCAUCGUCAUCGACGAUGUCAGUCAGAAGCAACAGAACGUCAAGAGCGUCAUCAGGCCACUGCAGCCUGACAGCGAAGCUGGUGCGCGAUGCCGUGAAGGAAUUGGAGAAGAGGCGACAGCGUGUGCCACUCUCGCUGCUCUUGACUCACUUCCAGCAACGGCUGCCAGUACAGCGCAACGUCGAGCUGCUUAAGCACGAGAUUAUCGAACAGGCCACCAAAGCCGUCAAGCUCGGCUAUCUCAGGCAAUUCGCCGACGGCAGCUACUGCCUGUCCACCCUCAGGUGGCAGGCGACCGCCGAGGAGUUUGGAUGGGAUUAAAUCGAAGAGCUUCUGCGAAUACACUGGACUUGACUUUUUCUACGGGUUAUUGAAUUUGAACGAAAUUGAAAUGAAGAGGAAAAGUAAAGAAAAAUCAACUGAUAGCUAAUUAUUUUACAAGUAAAGUGUACAAUUUCGUCAAAGCUCUACUUUGUAAUUAAAUUGCAAUAAAAUACAUUUCUACAAAAA
This is a messenger RNA of Nasonia vitripennis (jewel wasp), 2796 nucleotides long. RefSeq lists its product as uncharacterized. The transcript has 2 exons. The record is from RefSeq and is a predicted model, not a curated record. The coding region runs from base 2302 to 2607 and encodes 101 amino acids. Lineage: Eukaryota; Metazoa; Arthropoda; Insecta; Hymenoptera; Pteromalidae.